UCCAAAAUGGCUGCCACGCUAGCAAAAGUGCCGGCAUGUGUUCUGAAAUCGGGAAUUUUAGCUUCACUGAGGUUCAAUUCCGUGGCAAAAUGCUCGAGUCAGAGGGCGUACAGCAUGGCGACCUUGCCUUUUCUCUGCUCCGUAUUUCGGGAGAAGUCUUCCAUAAGGCAACGACCGCUAGAUCUUCUUGUCCGAGCCCGGACCGCCCUAGGAAACUGGAAGAUGGACAUGCGCCAACAGUCUAACUAUGCGUACCGAGGUGCUGUCUCUACCAAAAAUGCCUUAGACGAGCAGAAACAUGACAGUGAAGAGGAGACAAGCCAGGAGACACUCAGGCAUGACAUUAAUGACAAUGACAUGGUGUCAGUUGUCCCCAGAGCUGAUAUUAAGGGGAAAUGUGUCAUCGCCAAUACCAACAUCAAGGCCGGCACCCACCUUUUUACCUUAUAUGGAGACAAGCAGAGACAACCCACCCUCUAUACCAUUCAGGUGGCAAGCCACGCCCACAUCCACCCUGAGGGAAAACUCAUUUUUGUCAACCACUCCUGCAGCCCUAACACCCAGUUCCAGUUCAGCCCCUCCUGGGACCUGUAUGCAGCCAGGGACAUUCUUCCAGGAGAGGAGUUAACUUUUGACUACACCACAACAGAGUGGCAAAUGGCACAGCCCUUCCAGUGCAGCUGCUGCAGUACCAAGUGUAUUCACAAGGUCCAAGGAUUUUACUUCCUGAAUGCUGACCAAAAAGCUGAGAGAGAUGGAGUCCUCUCACCUGUUAUCAAGAAACAACUGAAGGAACAGACAGCAUCAGAAUGAUACAUUCCCAUGGCAUUGCUGUAGGUUCUCUGGACACCAGAGUGCACUUCUGAACUUUGGAAAGAUGAAUUUGAAGUUCGUAUUAGGCCUAGAAAAAAAAUUGUUGUGUUUCCUGUUUCCCGAGUGACCCUAGAAAAACCUGUGGACCCUAGACUUUUUUGGGGGGUGGACCCCUGCAAGGGACAGUCAAAUUAGUUGUCCAACACCCUGAUUGGCUGACAGUUAAAAGAUAUAGCUAUUACUGAUUGGCUAGCAUAGCCUCUCCUUGGUGCUGAUUGGCUAUCACGAAUUGCAAUGUGUUCUGACUGAUGAUUGGCUAUUACCACUCACAAGAGUUAGUUGCUCAAGGCCCUAAUUGGAUGCCAAAAAAGGCCUGAUAACUGAUUGGCUAGCAUAGUCAAUCCUUGGUGCUGAUUGGCUAUCACCAAAAUUAGUCACAAUGUAUUGACCUCUCUACCUCGAAAUUUGACACCGCCGCACAACCACAACCACAACCGCACAGCCCUACACAAAACGGAUUGAGCUAACACUUGCUCGCAAAAGUCAUGAAUAUUUGAGCUGAUCAACCAUUUCUGAGCUCCUGAUGAUCUGACAUCUGAGUGCCGAAACAUAAUGUACAGUA
Molecule: messenger RNA, 1435 nt
Organism: Branchiostoma belcheri (Belcher's lancelet)
Lineage: Eukaryota; Metazoa; Chordata; Leptocardii; Amphioxiformes; Branchiostomatidae
Exons: 7
Coding region: 7-813 (268 amino acids)
Molecular function (GO): protein binding
Source: RefSeq, a predicted model, not a curated record